Molecule: messenger RNA, 1650 nt
Organism: Triticum turgidum subsp. durum (durum wheat)
Lineage: Eukaryota; Viridiplantae; Streptophyta; Magnoliopsida; Poales; Poaceae
Source: the annotation of a GenBank genome assembly
AUGCGGAAAAAUAAGAGGGGUGGUGAUGAUCUCACAAGAAGCUCGCAUGGGGGAAGAAGAGCUAAGAGGGCGACGAUGAUCUCAGAAGAAUCUCGCGAAGGAAUAGAAGAGACAAUCCAGAUCCCAGGUGACUUACAUGGUGACUCGAAUCAAGAUGUCUUGACUGAGCUCAGCGAUGAAGUUAAAUCAAAUAUGUCGAAAAGUGUUGCCUCACUUGCUGUGUGCAGUGGGGACACACUGUUAUUUGCAUGCUCAGGCAUAGCUAUAGAGCGCGAAUUAUAUGUUACAAAGUUUGUGACUUCACCAAAAUUGGCUCUAGUUUUCAGAAGUGCAAUAUUCGAAAAGAAGCAUAACAACGUAAAGAUUGAGGUGCGCCAUGUAGGCACUGAAGUUUACCAGGGUUUCUUAGACAGCGAUGAUGUAGAUGAACACUUUUCUGUUGUCAAGGUCAAGACCUUCCUUGAUGUUAAUGUUGGACUUAUUGAGCAUGCUGAGGGGAUUCUGCCUUAUGGUAAGGUGGUAGUUUUAGGGCGUGGCACCUCCGGUGAAUUAAUGGCAAAAAGUGUGAUACUGGCUGGCGAUGUAAGUUGGCCUAAAUAUAAUGAAUAUGCUGUGUUGUCUGUGGCUAAAAUAACGAAGGAUUGGGAAGGUGGGCCACUUUUUUCUUUGGAUGGGAACUUUAUCGGCAUGAACCUUUUUCUGGUUAUGGAAAGAGCUUUUUUUCUACCAUGGGGUGUAAUGGUCUAUCUGGUGUAUAACUUUAAGACUCCCCUAGAGAACAGGCAUGGAGAAGGACCCUCACAUGAGAUGUUCAAUCGCUAUCAAGACGUUUAUAAAACUGGCAUCGAGCAUAGUCUGUUUGGGGAUGUAGACAAGAUGGGUUACCCCAAGCUACCAGUAACUAUGCUGGAUGAUGGCUUGGUUUUGGUUAAUACUUUUGAAGACACCUUUGGCGACGUAUGGGGUGAAGGUGUCUGGAGGGAACUUGGGAAAAAUGCUUCUGACAUAAGUCGCAUUGUUGUCGCACUUGCUUCCUUGAAUGGUGAAAAAAUGUUUUCUGCAUGCACGGGUUUUUUUAUUCGAUGGAAUGGCUCAACCACCAUUCUGACAUCUGCAAGCCUGGUUAGAGAUCAUUGUGAUGAAAGCAAGAUUGUUGAAAACUUGACGAUUAAAGUAUUGCUUCCAAACAAACUUGUCCGAAAAGGGAACAUAGAGCAUUACAGUCUACAUUACAAUGUCGCUCUAGUCAGUGUCGAGGAUUGCCGUGUUAUCCGACCAGCAAAGAUUCAGCUUGAUUGUAUUGGUAUUUCCCGUGUAGCAGCUGCAGGGCGUUGCUUCAGAUCAGGCACAGGCACGAUAAUGGCCACAAGUGGGCGUCUGGUUUCCUGGUCAGGCAGGCUUGAUUGCAAGUUCAUUUUACGCUCCACAUGUAAAAUCAGUAAGGCUGGGAUUGGAGGACCCAUUUUUAAUAUGCGUGUAGAGGUUAUCGGCAUGAACUUCUAUUCAGAGAAAAUAGGCACCCUUUCCUGCUAUGGAAUGAGAUUGGCAACAUCCUGGCAUAUUUUAAGGAAAAGAGUGAUGCUGGUGAGGUUGCCAAGGACAGUGGUUCCUCUUUCUGGAAAAUGGAUGGGGAUGACAGAGUUCGGUUAA